AUCCUCUUCUCGACACGCUUUAUUACUUGUGAGUAGCGCGUCGAGCUCUCAUCGUCGAUGGCUCAUGCAGAGGCGAGUCUCUGAAUGCGGCCUCGACCCACAAAGCUACUUUGGUCUCCUUGGCGGCACCCCGCUGCGACGGCGACGACGACGCUGUUCAGAUUGACUUCCCGCCUCCUGCAUGAACAGCGUGACCUGCGCGAGACUAAGCCCGUCACCAUCGCGAGGGGCGAAGGCGGACGGUGUUGGCUGCCCUUGCAGCACUCGAGAGUCAACAAGAUGAUUCUUGAGGUCUGACGACACACGCACAAUGACACGCAAUCGCCUGUUCCCCAUGAACCAAAAGCUGCUCUCUC
Messenger RNA from Jaminaea rosea, 356 nucleotides. RefSeq lists its product as hypothetical. The transcript has a single exon. NCBI's taxonomy places the organism in Eukaryota, Fungi, Basidiomycota, Exobasidiomycetes, Microstromatales. The coding region runs from base 85 to 297 and encodes 70 amino acids. The record is from RefSeq and is a predicted model, not a curated record.